CUAUGUAGGUUAUAUUGGUAUGUUCAUUGGAAUUUGGAGAUGAUUCCAUGUUGUGAAGUAAUUGAAGAAGUCUGUUAAUGAUUUGAUUAUAAAAAAAAGGGAACUAUGUAUGGAAGGGCAGGUCUUGAUCGAUUUAAGAAAGCUCAGUCAUCUGAACCAUUUUCAGUGACUCAUAAUUCAUCUCCAAAACCUGCCCUUGUAAAUGUUCCAAACUCUCACUUACAAUCUCAACAUCAGAAACCCGAGGCAGGUCCACUGGUUUCUCCAUCUCCACAUGUGACUCAAAUUGGUGGGGGGCAAUCUAAUUGGCAACCUCCUGAUUGGGCUAUUGAGCCAAGGUCAGGUGUUUAUUAUCUUGAAGUGUUGAAGGAUGGUGAAGUUCUAGAUCGAAUUAAUCUCGAUAGACGAAGACAACUGUUUGGGAGACAGUUUCAUGCUUGUGAUUAUGUUCUUGAUCAUCAGUCUGUCUCUCGACAACAUGCUGCUGUGAUUCCUCACAAGAAUGGGAGCGUAUUUGUCAUUGAUUUAGGAUCUGCUCACGGUACAUUUGUUGCAAACGAGCGAUUGACUAAAGAUUCCCCGGUUGAGCUUGAGGUGGGUCAGUCUUUGCGUUUUGCUGCAUCGACUAGAACUUACGUUCUCAGAAAAAACAAUGCUGCCCUUUUCCCUCCCGCUCCACUACCUACAGAAAUUGAUCUCCCCCCAUCUCCAGACCCCAACGACGAAGAAGCAGUUGUGGCUUACAACACAUUUUUAAAUCGUUACUGUUUGACCAAACCAAACAAACAAUCUUUAUCAGCCAAAGAUGAAAAACCAACAGAAAGACCUAAAAAGAGAAUAAAGAAGACAAGAGUAUCCUUUAGAGAUCAAGUUGGUGGUGAGUUAGUUGAGGUGGUUGGUUAUUCAGACGGUGCAGAUGUAGAAACCGAACCAGGUCCAAUGGGUGUAAAAGAAGGAAGCCUUGUCGGAAAAUACGAAUCACUUGUGCAAAUUACAGUAAUACCAAAAGGUAAGGAACAGUCAUCUGUAAGCAAAACAAAUGUUUCGUCAAAUGAUGUGACCGAUAAACUAAAGGAAGUCUUGAACAAGGUUAAAAACAAUUCGAAUACUACAAAGAGCGGGAUAUAUGAUGAUCUUUAUGGGGAUUCGUUCUCCGCUGGUGUGGGUUCAACAACAUGGGCUUACUCUAGUCAUUCUAAAGAGGUUAGUGAUACUAAUAAGACUGAUGAUGAUGUCUUUCGAGGAAGAAAUGAGAAGAAAAUUACCAAAUCUAACGACGAUAGUGAUGAUGAUGACUUAUUCGGUGACUAGAAUUUUUGUUUUUUCUCGAAAAGGUGCAGUUUAGGGUUUCAUUAAUCUGGGUUUGCAUCCUGAAGAUCAGUUUUUAUUUUUUUAAAAUUUUUGUAGGUUGGAUGGUGCAAAAUGAACAUAUUGAGUACAAUCUCUGUUUUUGUUUUCUAUGUAGAAAAUUCUUUGUUGUAUGGGCAAAUUUGUGUAUGUUAUCAUCAGCAAACUGAACCACUAAUUUUGUAGAAAAUGAUUUCAAAUUGGUGCAUCCUAUUGUGUUGAUGA
This is a messenger RNA of Impatiens glandulifera, 1572 nucleotides long. Its product is annotated as protein phosphatase 1 regulatory inhibitor subunit PPP1R8 homolog. Gene Ontology annotation, molecular function: mRNA binding; protein binding. The transcript has 2 exons. The record is from RefSeq and is a predicted model, not a curated record. Lineage: Eukaryota; Viridiplantae; Streptophyta; Magnoliopsida; Ericales; Balsaminaceae. The coding region runs from base 106 to 1311 and encodes 401 amino acids.